This is a messenger RNA of Rattus rattus (black rat), 1721 nucleotides long. It is a transcript of the gene Tmem230, whose product is annotated as transmembrane protein 230. NCBI's taxonomy places the organism in Eukaryota, Metazoa, Chordata, Mammalia, Rodentia, Muridae. Gene Ontology annotation, biological process: synaptic vesicle transport. The transcript is spliced from 5 exons. Gene Ontology annotation, cellular component: endomembrane system; synaptic vesicle. The record is from RefSeq and is a predicted model, not a curated record. The coding region runs from base 361 to 723 and encodes 120 amino acids.
CCGCCGGGCUGGCCUUCGUACAGUCAGUCGUUGGCUGUUGAGCGAGCCGUGCGAGCCCGCCUAACGGAGAACGGGGCGCGCAGCGCGGGUAGGGGGCGGGAGCGCGCUCCCGGAAGCCAGCGGCGAGACCUGGCCCUGGCACUGAGGCUGCUUCCCAGAGCCAGUUAUUUUACGUGGGUCCUGACCGUGGGCGACGAAGGCGGAGGCCGACGGGAGGUUGUCCACAGCGCCACGCGCAGGAGCUACAUGAUGUGGAAUGUAAAAUCACUUGUUUCAUGCUUGGGAUGGGAGCAGAGAGAGGCAGGUGGCUCUGGAAUGUCUGGUGUGGUAUUGAUAGCCAACUAGCUGUGUCACUGUGUUAUGAUGCCGUCUCGUACCAACCUGGCAACUGGAAUCCCCAGUAGUAAAGUGAAAUAUUCAAGGCUUUCCAGCACAGACGAUGGCUACAUUGACCUUCAGUUUAAAAAAAGCCCUCCUAAGAUCCCUUACAAGGCCAUAGCCCUCGCCACCGUGCUGUUCUUGAUUGGCACCUUUCUCAUAAUCAUAGGCUCUCUCCUGCUGUCGGGCUACAUCAGCAAAGGGGGGGCAGACCGAGCUGUUCCUGUCCUCAUCAUUGGCAUCUUGGUGUUCCUGCCAGGAUUUUACCAUUUGCGCAUCGCCUACUAUGCAUCCAAAGGCUACCGGGGUUACUCCUAUGACGACAUCCCAGACUUUGAUGACUAGCAUUCACCUCAGCCUUGAGAAGAGUCACAGUGCAUCCACUUUAAGACAUCAAGCAAGAACUAUAGCUACGGGCUGAGGAAGUCUACAAUGUGCAGAAGUUUAGCAAAACAAUGGCCAGAUUGUAUGAGUUCUUUUCCAAAAUGCUCAUGCUUUAUAAUUAGCUAAUUAGGACAUGGUAUGUUUUCAUCUCCUGGCAAAGCUUGACAAGUUUUUCCACAUGAGUAUGCACCAUGUCAGAGCUGUGAGGCUAAUUGUCUGGGGAGGCAGCCUAUCCUAUAGUGGAAAGUGUUACUCUCCUUAGAGGUGAACCUUUCUUUUGUCUUCCAUUGUCUGCUUGGUUUUGUAGCAUAUGGAAAAUGUAUUAUGUCUAGUUUCUUAUUACUAAGUAAUUUAUUUUUAAAAUUACCUAUCUUAUCUCUCACUCUCCUCUACCAUUACAUCCUAUAAAAUUAAAGUAUCUGUCUUAUCCCUUAUACAUUCCUCUACCUUCAUACACCAGUAAAACCAAAUAUCUGUGGGUCCGCCUGUCAUAGGCUUUUAUUAAAUUGACAGCAACCUGGAAUAUUUAAACCAGGAAGCUGGGUAUGGUGGGACACGUCAUGAUCCCAGCACUUGGGAGGCAGAGCCAGGUGGAUCUCUAUGAGUUCAAGGCCAACCUGGUCUAUAGAGUUUUAGGACAACCAGGGGUACCUGGUGAGAUCCUGACUCAAAAAAGAGAAACUUCUUCUGGUUUCUCCAUAGCUUGCCCACCACAAAACUCAGGUGAUUCUGUCCUUCAUAGGUCAAGAGAUUGGGUGACUCAUACCUUAAGGACUAGACUUUGGCUGUUUCUUCGUAAAACUGUAGAUAAGUGUACUUAAAGAGUUUAUAACCCUACUGCUGGCACCUGGUACUAUGAUAUCAUUCUGCUAAAGAUUGCAAGACUUGGCCAAGAUCCCUGAAAAUGUAUUAAGUCAAAUCUGGUUUUCAGCUUGUAAAAAGUGACAAUUUUUUUCUAA